AUGGACAUUGCAUCCGGAGACUCGAAUGAGGGUCUCUCGGUGUUGCUCAGGGCUGUCGCCGAUGGCCGUUUGGAAGAGGAAUUGGAGAAGAUCCAGCGGCACUCCCCAAUCCCGGGGGACAGGUACAUGCCCUCAGAGGCCGACUUUCCCCAAUCCUCCUCCAUCAAGGCGCAGUCUCAGCUAUUGGACGCUGACUUCAGUCGCGCUACACAAGUACACUCCAGCCUCCAACAUCUUGUAAGCUAUUUUGGCGGCGCUUAA
Dibothriocephalus latus is the source of this 261-nucleotide messenger RNA. Lineage: Eukaryota; Metazoa; Platyhelminthes; Cestoda; Diphyllobothriidea; Diphyllobothriidae. The record is from the annotation of a GenBank genome assembly.